CAUAAAGUUGCAUAACUUGUUCAUAGGAGAGGAAAUGCAGAUGGUGGUUCUUCUAUUAGUUUUACAAUCAUUGUAGCAAUUGUUCUCUAAUUGUACCGUGUAUUAUCCUCACUAUCCUUCUGUCGGUGCUCUCUUGGUUUUACUGACCUUCUUCCUGCCUCACUCGGGACCAGGCACCUCCCGGAGAGAUCUUUCUGUUGAUGGAAAAUCAUAGUCAGGAUUUCUGAAGAUGGAAAAAGGAUACCCACCACAGGAAUCUGCACCACCUUACCCUGGACCACCUAUGAACUAUGGCCCAGGACCUCAGCCAGAGAUGUACCCUCAGCUGGGCUUCUUACCUGCAGCAGCUCCACCUGCUGGAUACCAGGGAGGUGCUCCUUUUGCUCCGGUCCCGGUUGCACCUGUCACACAAGUAACUCACAUGGUAGUAACACCUGCACUGCAGGAUGUCCCAGGACAAACUGUGUGUCCUCACUGCCAACAUACUGUGAUCACCAAGACAGAGCACACAGCGGGUCUGAUGACGUGGGCCAUUUGCGCCAGCCUCACUCUCUUUGGGUGUUUUCUUUGCUGUUGUAUCCCAUUCUGCAUUGAUUCCUGUCAAGAUGUGGAGCAUCGCUGUCCAUCCUGCCACAGAGUAAUUUACGUAUACAAGCGAAUGUGAAACUAUCCUGACUGUGAAUUGGGGAGAGGAACGCAGUGCUUAUAUAGACAGUAGUUUAUUAAUAGACUUACUUCCUCUGCAACAUUGAUUCAAAACUUAUAUAUGAUAAUAUAUAAGUUAUAUUAGUAAACAGUGGAACAUUUAUUAGGAAGGAAUAUAAACCAAACAAUAUGCCAAUAAAAGUUGCUCUUAUUUGUCCAGUGGUGAA
Molecule: messenger RNA, 872 nt
Organism: Seriola dumerili (greater amberjack)
Lineage: Eukaryota; Metazoa; Chordata; Actinopteri; Carangiformes; Carangidae
Product: cell death-inducing p53-target protein 1 homolog
Exons: 5
Coding region: 230-664 (144 amino acids)
Molecular function (GO): zinc ion binding
Source: RefSeq, a predicted model, not a curated record